Ceutorhynchus assimilis (cabbage seed weevil) is the source of this 961-nucleotide messenger RNA. The record is from the annotation of a GenBank genome assembly. NCBI's taxonomy places the organism in Eukaryota, Metazoa, Arthropoda, Insecta, Coleoptera, Curculionidae.
UUCGGGACGGCGAAAUUCUAUUAGGCACCUUAGUUUGGUCCUUUUUCAGUCAGAUCAAUAUAUUAGGUUUGAGUUUGAGUUAACAGUCGAAGAGGCUCCAUAUAAACAGUUUUGUUUGAAUUAUGUCUAAUUUGAUACGGGAACAGAAAACGCGAACUGUGUACAGUAUUGAUCAAAUUUUGGGAUUCACUUCUUCAUCUGAACAUUGCGGUAAUAGCAACGAAGAAGAUAAGCACAAUCUAAGCACUUCCAAUGAAAACUCUGACGAUUUGGAAGAACCGCGACCAAGAAAAGUACGACGUUCGAGGACCACUUUUACCACAUAUCAGCUUCAUAUACUUGAGUCGGCCUUCGAGAAAACUCAGUAUCCGGAUGUUUUUACUAGGGAGGAGUUAGCUAUGAGAUUGGAUUUGACUGAAGCAAGAGUACAAGUUUGGUUCCAAAAUCGUCGAGCAAAAUGGCGCAAACGAGAAAAAUCCCUAGGGCGAGAAACCACUGCUCUAAUGCACGCAGAACAACAAGGCCUAUCAGAUUACCCGAUGCACAUGAUACCAUCAAUAAGUGAUUCAUUUUGGCCGCGAAUUCAAAUACCCCCAGUUUACGGCAAUUCAACGUUGGGAUUCCCGUGGGCCCCGAACCAAAUAGGCGUACCGAACAUUCAAGCGUUCCUGAUGAGCCGAUUCGCUUUGGCCGAGAGCGUUGCCAAAUUGGGUAACAGCUUGAAUGAGAAAAUGAAAAAUAUACCCGAAACGAACUCUGAAGAUUCCAGUCCGCCUCCGCCUCCAUAGUGUUUGAGUGUUUAGUUUUUAGAAAUACUUUUUUUAUCUAAUUGAUUAGUUGAUUUUUAAAAAAAACGAAUUGAUCCGUAGCAGCGUAAUAUUAAUAUGUAGUCUUAAAGGGCAUUAGAAAAAUCUUAAUGUUAAGCGACUGGAUAAUAAAUAUAUUUUUUAUUAGUUUAAUA